AUGAGCUCGGGCGUGAGGCAUGCAUUCAGGCGGACAUUUAAGGACAGACUAAGACCGUCGAAUAUCGUUCUCCGAGCUGCUAAUUCCACGCUCGCUAAGGCCAGCAACGUUCUCAAUGCAGCUCAAAAGAAAUUGGACAAACAAACUAGUGCGAGCGGACUGACCAGGGAGAUGAUAACCAGUGACAGCGAACGGUUAACGAGCAGCAAUAAUAACACUGAGGACAGCAGUGAGUGUUCCAGACCUACGGACCUACUCUCGAAUGCGACAACCUCUACUGCUUCAUCUGGCUUCUCCAGUAAUCUGGAGUACUUGGCAAACGCAAAUCUGCCGAGUACGGGCCCACUUCCGAAACCGGUUUGCCGUCUAGGAGAUCUACAAAUAGAAUGGGAGGGAGGCGACACGGGCUGGCAGCUUAUACCUUUAGAUUCCGCCAUCCCGGAGGCGGAUUUAAACGCUCACAGAGGACCUGACGAUCUGGAUACCCUACGAAGGACCAACGAGCAUCUACGCAGAGAACAGGAACUACUCAAAACGAAGAUGGAGAUUCUGUUAAAUUCAAUAGCCGAGCAAACCGCUCUGGUCAGUAUAUACGAGGAUAAACUGGAGAAACUGCGAGCCAAGGUCAAACAGCAGGGGUAUGCACCGAAGCAGAUACAAUCGUUGGAGGUACUCCGAUCUUCACAGAUGCCACAACCGAUUCCGGCACGUGAUGAGUGGAUAAAAAUCAGUCAGAAGACUGCUUAUGUGAGGCUGAAACCUGGCGGCGAUGCCCGAGUAGCAAAAUCGUCAAACGCAAAUCAAGGUUUGAUGCCGAACGUGGGAGUUGUACCCGGACAGGAAGGGUUGAAACGGUCGCAUUACAGAGAAUCCUCAAUACACAGUCGGACGGAGACAGUGAGUGACCCGGAAGAGACCAUUUCUCUGCAGACAGUCACGACUCCAACAACUGUGACAAGCUCCAGUUCCAGCACUGCAAGCAGCCGACGCAGAGGUCACAAAAAUGGGUUGAAUAUAACAAGUGUUACUAGUGAUGACCAGGAGACAGAAUCCUCGGCCACUAUGACAACAACGAGAACUAAGACGGUGCAGUUCGCUGAUUAG
Molecule: messenger RNA, 1104 nt
Organism: Dibothriocephalus latus
Lineage: Eukaryota; Metazoa; Platyhelminthes; Cestoda; Diphyllobothriidea; Diphyllobothriidae
Source: the annotation of a GenBank genome assembly